Molecule: messenger RNA, 381 nt
Organism: Rotaria sp. Silwood2
Lineage: Eukaryota; Metazoa; Rotifera; Eurotatoria; Philodinida; Philodinidae
Source: the annotation of a GenBank genome assembly
AUGGAACUAGUGCUAGAAAAUAGUGCUGGCAUUAUACUUCUUCCAGGAGAUCGAUUACUUUGUGGACAAAGGGCUUGUGAUACAAUAACAUCAGCUCUUUGUAAUCAAUGGGCAAAUAAUACAUUUAAACCAAAUAUUACCUCUUAUACAUUUCCUGCAGGAAACCCAAGUAGAGAUUUUUUUAUUUCGUUAAUAUAUUUUAUUUAUUUAUUGAAAUUUUUUAUUCGAAUUAGUCAAGCAUUAGAAGUAAUAUCUUUAAUAUUUGAAGUAUUUGCUGCUCUUCGUAUUAUAAUUGUUAUAGUUAAUGUUGAUGGAUUAGUAGUUGAAGUAAUGUUUCUUGGUGCUGCCAUUCUUUUAUUUAUUAGCAGUAUGGUUAAAUAA